AUGGCAAGACAUUUGCGUCUUCGGGAUUGGAAAAUGAGCACUGUUCGCUUCUUCUUCAUGUUGAUUAACUUUCUGACGCUAAUGUCGGGCGUCUCCCUUUUAGCCAUCGCAAUCUUUGGUAUGUCUUCGCAGGCUAGAACAACCUCAAUAUAUUCGACCGGGGUUCCUCUCGGCAUAUUUAUCCUCUCGCUUUACUUGCUUACAAUUUCAAUUAUGGGGUUCUAUGGAACAAGAAAGGAAAGGAUCAAUACCCUCCGUGUGUACAUGGCGCUGGUUGUGAUUGCGUUUGUUGUUCAAUUGGCAUUGGGUGCAGUUGCUCUGGGGCGUGUUGCAGAUAUGGAAUCGGCCAUGUUCGACGCUUGGCAAGAGGUCUUCAGCUGCUGUGGAUUUUCUUCGUUGAUUGACAGAGCGGUUCCCUCCGACUGCUCCAUUUCAGAAGAAUUUGGCUUCCUAGUGCCAUGCAAAGAUAAAGUCAUCGCGGCAGGAAACAGAUCUUUGCAAGUGACAGGGGUUUCUCUGAUUUCGAUUGGGAUUAUUGAGGCAGCCGCAGUGUUCGUAUCCCUUCUGCUCUAUUGGAACUGGCCAGACGAGGAGGAAGGAUAUGGCUCAGAUGAAGCUACUCGCAGGCUCGUCAAUCCAGAGCAUUUGAGUGCCCACGUUAUUUCAAAGGCCUAG
Molecule: messenger RNA, 675 nt
Organism: Mitosporidium daphniae
Lineage: Eukaryota; Fungi; Microsporidia
Exons: 2
Coding region: 1-675 (224 amino acids)
Cellular component (GO): membrane
Source: RefSeq, a predicted model, not a curated record